Messenger RNA from Guillardia theta CCMP2712, 799 nucleotides. RefSeq lists its product as hypothetical. Lineage: Eukaryota; Cryptophyceae; Pyrenomonadales; Geminigeraceae. The transcript is spliced from 5 exons. The record is from RefSeq and is a predicted model, not a curated record. The coding region runs from base 62 to 751 and encodes 229 amino acids.
CCUGACGCCCGGGCAUUUGCUACGCCUGGGAGUCAGCUAUGCUGUCCGAUGGGGAGAAGACAUGAGUCAGGUCUCGCGCAAUUUCCUCCUCACUCCCCUCGACAUUCACCUCACCAACCCCGAGCUUGUGGCCCCCGUUCAGCUCUCGUACAAGAUCAAUACGGGGCAGGAUAAUGUUCAGAUCAGCUUGUCGUUUGUGCCGCGUCGGACGAUUGCAGGAGGAGAGAACGUCACCAUCUCUCUCCCUGACUUCGCGGGCUCUUCAUGGUCAGGGCUGGUCUCUGAGGGCUGUGCUUCGACUACCCCUGUCUCCCUCUACGCUUUCUGUGAUCCUGCCCUCAACCGCCCCAGCCAGCCUUGCGGCCCGGGCCUGUCGGGCCUCUGCGCGUAUGACGGGAACGGGAGGCUAUACUGCUCGAUGCCGCAGUGCGUGGGGACGGGGGCGCAUCCGUGGAUCGAUCGGGCGACGUGGAUCAGCAGCAUGCAGCAGCUGGUGCUGACGAUGAAGCGAACGAUGGCAGGGCAGCUGGUCCAGCUCGUGGUGCCGCAGAGCUCGGGGCUGAGAAAGAUGAAGGAGGUGAAGGCGCCGCUCGAGUACGUGGCGUCGUUGCCUGUGCAGGAGAAAAUUUAUAACCCUGUGAGCGAAUCGAUGGAGCAGAACAACCUCUGCGUAAUCCUCCCGCUAUGUCAGGACGGGUUGACUUGUUUAUUCGGGACAGACUGCAAGAUACAGCCAAGCACGUGGGCAUGAGCUCUAAAUUAUCGAGAAGGAGAGGGAGGAGAAUCUUACAAUACAGGC